Molecule: messenger RNA, 3332 nt
Organism: Ornithorhynchus anatinus (platypus)
Lineage: Eukaryota; Metazoa; Chordata; Mammalia; Monotremata; Ornithorhynchidae
Gene: LIG3
Product: DNA ligase 3
Exons: 19
Coding region: 108-3083 (991 amino acids)
Biological process (GO): lagging strand elongation; mitochondrial DNA repair; DNA recombination
Cellular component (GO): DNA ligase III-XRCC1 complex
Molecular function (GO): zinc ion binding; DNA binding; DNA ligase (ATP) activity
Source: RefSeq, a predicted model, not a curated record
GGACCCGGAUUUAAAGGGCCCGCGGCCCCUGGCGGCGUGCGGCUUGCGGAGGUGCCCCUCCCCCACCCGGGGCCGCCCCGGGACCCCCAGGACCCCGGACGAGCCGCAUGCGGUGGGCGUUCCCGGCCUCGCUCCUCGUCCGGCGGACCGUCGGAGCCCCCGGCCCCCCGGCCCCCCGGCCCGGCGCCAUGGCGGAGCAGCGCUACUGCGUGGACUACGCCAAGCGGGGCACGGCCGGCUGCAAGAAGUGCAAGGACAAGAUCGCCAAGGGCGCCUGCCGCAUCGGCAAGGUGGUGCCCAACCCCUUCUCCGAGUCGGGCGGCGACAUGAAGGAGUGGUACCACGUCAGGUGCGUGUUCGAGAAGCUGGAGCGCGCCCGGGCCGCCACCAAGAAGAUCGAGGACCUGACGGAGCUGGAGGGCUGGGAGGAGCUGCGCGAGCCCGAGAGGGGGCACAUCCGACAGCUGGUCGCAGAUCUCGCCUCCAAGACCGCGGGCACCCCCAAGAAGAAGGCCACGGUCCAGGCCAAGCUGACCGCCUCCGGGGAGGUCGUGUCCCCGCGGAAGGGAGUCGCCCCCGUGACCGACGGUAACCCCCGCAAGUUCUCCGGUUUCACGGCCAAGCCCGGCCCGGGGCCCGACGCCCCCUCCGGCUCGGCCGCCCCCGGCCCGGCGGCCCGGCGCUGCGACCGGACCCACAGGGACUGCCUGCUGCGCGAGUUCCGCAAGCUGUGCGCCAUGGUGGCCGACAAGCCCGGCUACAACGCCAAGACGCAGAUCAUCCAGCACUUCCUGCAGAAGGGGGCGGGUGGAGACGGAUUCCACGGCGACGUGUACCUGACGGUGAAGCUCUUACUGCCGGGCGUCAUCAAGAGCGUUUACAACCUGAACGACAAGCAGAUCGUGAAGCUGUUCAGCCGCAUCUUCCAGUGCAGCCAGGAGGACAUGGUGCGGGACCUGGAGCAGGGAGACGUCUCGGAGACGGUGCGCAUCUUCUUCGAGCAGAGUCGCUCCUUCCCGCCGGCGGCCAAGAGCCUGCUGACGCUGCAGGAGGUGGACGAGGGGCUGCUGCGGCUGUCCAAGCUGACCAAGGAGGACGACCAGCAGAACCUGCUGAGGGACCUCGCCUCCAGGUGCACGGCCAACGACCUCAAAUGCAUCGUGCGGCUCAUCAAACACGACCUGAAGAUGAACUCGGGGGCGAAGCACGUGCUGGACGCCCUGGACCCCAACGCCUACGAGGCCUUCAAGGCGUCCCGCGACCUCCGCGACGUGGUGGAACGCGUCCUGCGCAACCAGCGGGAGGCCGAGAAGGGGCCGGGCCUCCGGCGGACGCUCAGCGUGCAGGCCUCGCUCCUGACCCCCGUGCAGCCCAUGCUGGCCGAGGCCUGCAAGUCCAUCGAGUACGCCAUGAAGAAGUGCCCCAACGGCAUGUACUCGGAGAUCAAGUACGACGGCGAGCGGGUCCAGGUGCACAAGAGCGGCGACCACUUCAGCUACUUCAGCCGCAGCCUCAAGCCCGUCCUCCCCCACAAGGUGGCCCACUUCAAGGACUACAUCCCCCGGGCCUUCCCCGGGGGCCACAGCAUGAUCCUCGAUGCCGAAGUGCUGCUCAUCGACACCAACACGGGCAAGCCCCUGCCCUUCGGCACCCUCGGGGUGCACAAGAAAGCCGCCUUCCAGGAUGCCAAAGUCUGCCUGUUUGUGUUCGACUGCAUCUACUUCAAUGACGUCAGCUUGAUGGACAGGCCCCUGCAGGAGCGGCGGCGGUUCCUCCAGGACAACAUGGUGGAGAUCCCCGACCGCAUCCUCUUCUCGGAAAUGAAGCACGUCACGAGAGCGUCGGACCUGGCCGACAUGAUCAACAGGGUGAUCCGGGAAGGGCUGGAGGGCCUCGUGCUCAAGGACGUCAAGAGCACGUACGAGCCGGGAAAGCGGCACUGGCUGAAAGUGAAGAAGGACUACCUGAACCAGGGCGCCAUGGCCGACACGGCCGACCUGGUGGUCCUCGGCGCCUUCUACGGGCAGGGGAAUAAAGGCGGCAUGAUGUCCAUCUUCCUCAUGGGCUGCUACGACCCCCGGGCCCAGCGGUGGUGCACGGUCACCAAGUGCGCCGGGGGCCACGACGACGCCACCCUCGCCCGCCUCCAGAAGGAGCUGGACGUGGUCAAGAUCAGCAAGGACCCCGGUAAGAUCCCCGCCUGGCUCAAGAUCAACAAGAUCUACUACCCCGACUUCAUCGUGCCCGAUCCCAAGAGAGCGCCCGUGUGGGAGAUCACCGGCGCCGAGUUCUCCAGGUCCGAGGCCCACACGGCCGACGGCAUCUCCAUCCGCUUCCCCCGCUGCACCCGCAUCCGCGACGACAAGGACUGGAAGUCGGCCACCAACCUCCAGCAGCUCAAGGAGCUGUACCAGCUGUCCAAGGAGAAGGCCGACUUCACCGUGACGGCCCCGGAGGAGGGCGGCUCGGGCAGCGGCGGGGAGGAGGAGGGCGAUUCGGGACCCUCCCCGCCCCCCCGGGCCGCCGAGACGGCGGCCGGCGAGCCCCCGGCCGGGAAAUCUCCGGGGAGACCGGGCGCCGCCCGGAGCGGAGAGGGUGAGGACGGCGCCUACCCGUCGUCCCGUCCCGGGACCGCCCGGGGCCGGAGGGGGGGUGCGUGUGGCCGGACGCGUUCCGUGGGAUCGCGUCUCGGGGGGAGGCCGGGAGCCGAGGCCGCCUCGUGCCCAUCGCCCCCCGAGCCCGCGCCCCUCCACCCCCCGGGCGCCGCCGUGAGAUCCUCCGCGGAGAAGGCGCCGGAACCGCGAGGGGUGAAGCGAAGAGCCCCCGAGGACGGGGAGGGUCGGGCCGAGACGUUACUGGACAUCUUCACGGGGGUCCGGCUCUACCUGCCCCCGUCCACCCCGGACUUCGGACGGCUCCGGCGCUACUUCGUGGCCUACGACGGGGACCUGGUCCGGGAGUCGGACGCGGCGUCGGCCACGCACGCGGUGGGCGCCGGGGACGGGAGCCCCGCGGCCCGGCGCGUCUCUCCCGAGUGGAUCUGGGCCUGCGUCCGCAAGCGCGGGCUGGUGGCCCCCCGCUGAGGAGGCCGAGGCCCCGGCCGGCUCCGACCGUCCCCGCCCCCGCGGUCCGCGCCGCCCCCCGGCGGAGGGGGCAGCGGGCUCGGGGAGGGGCGCGUUCCCGCUUGGAGGGUUUGGGGCAUUUUUCCAGAUGGACGAGAGCUCGCCCCCGCCACGGAUUUAAGCUGUUUUCUACAAAGACGGGGGCUCCGCGGCCCGCCCGGGGGCUCGUCCCCGGGGCGGCCGGACCAAAUAAACUCACCCUGAAGAAGC